Messenger RNA from Monascus purpureus, 2668 nucleotides. Lineage: Eukaryota; Fungi; Ascomycota; Eurotiomycetes; Eurotiales; Aspergillaceae. The record is from the annotation of a GenBank genome assembly.
AUCCCUUUCCCCCCUUCAUCGCUGAACCGUCAUCUUCCCCUGCUUUGCCGCCAGCCGCUUAAUCUGUGUAUUCUUGAUAACAUUCUGCCAUCAUGGCGGACUAUGCCUAUGGAGGUUCCGAGGAGGAGAAUGCUGAGCUGAGGAAGCUUGAAACUGAGCUGGCGGAGGAUCCAGACAACUUUGAGGUUUGGGAGAGACUCGUUCGUGCCGCCGAAGGGCUAGAAGGUGGAAUCAACCGCAACUCCAACCCCCAGGCCAUUACCACCGUGAGAAACGUGUAUGAUCGCUUCCUGGCCAAAUUUCCAUUGCUCUUUGGAUACUGGAAAAAAUAUGCCGACCUUGAAUUCUCGAUCACAGGAACUGAGGCUGCAGAUAUGGUCUAUGAGCGCGGUGUCGCAAGCAUUUCCUCUUCAGUCGAUCUGUGGACCAACUAUUGCACUUUCAAAGCGGAGACAUCUCACGAGCCCGAAAUUAUCCGAGAGUAAGUAGACUAAAAACUGGCCUAAAAGCUGGCUUUUACUUCCCCUGUAACCGUGACCAAACGCAGCGCGGACGCUUCUGUGGUGCCGGAAUAUAUAUGAUGUUAAAGGAGGCCAUUGGCAAGAGUUCCCUCGAUGAUGGGUGAGAUCGGUCGCCUACCAUCCUGAUUCACUGGAAUUUACUUCUCACCCAUGGCUUCAGGCUGUUUCCUUUUUAUUUCCCUUGGAUGAAAGAGAAGAUGAUGCACCACCACCCAUGCACGGACAACACAACAAUUCCCUUCUUCGGAAAAUCCUUUUAUUCUACGCACGAUUCAUAAAACUGACACAGUCAUUGAUGAGUCGUUUGGGAUCACCCGCUUUGAAAGAGUUAAUUCCUCAUGUUUGCAAUCCUUGUCAUUCUCCUUCUCAACCCCCCAAUCCCUUUGCCGCUCUUUAUUCCUUGGCUUAUAAGUCUGUUGGUUAUGCUGAUAACCCUCAUAGGCUUUUCGAACGUGGAGCGAGCAGCGUAGGACUGGAUUUCUUGGCUCAUCCGUUCUGGGACAAGUACCUCGAAUUCGAAGAACAUUCGGAAGCAUUUGACAAGAUAUUCGAAAUCCUGGGCCGUAUUAUCCAUAUACCUAUGCACCAAUAUGCUCGCUACUUUGAACGAUAUCGUCAACUUGCGCAGACGCGUCCCGUGGCUGAGUUGGCUCCCUCGGAUAUCUUAAACCAAUUCCGGGCUGAUCUCGAUGCAGCCUCGUCUCAUCUACCGCCAGGGGCGAAGGCUGAGGCGGAGGUUGAAAGAGAUCUACGGUUGCGUCUCGAUGGUUAUCAUUUGGAGAUAUUCACCAAAACCCAGACGGAAACAACGAAGCGAUGGACGUACGAGUCCGAGAUUAAGCGCCCGUAUUUCCACGUCACCGAAUUGGAUGAAGGCCAAUUGUCGAACUGGCGGAAGUAUCUCGACUUCGAGGAGGCUGAAGGCUCCUACCCCAGAAUACAGUUCUUGUAUGAACGUUGCCUUGUGACGUGUGCUCAUUAUGAUGAGUUCUGGCUACGCUAUGUGAGAUGGAUGGAAGCCCAGCCCGGAAAGGAGGAGGAAGUACGGAACAUCUACCAACGCGCAAGUUGCCUAUACGUACCGAUUGCGAAUCCCACGAUCCGUCUUUACUAUGCCUACUUUGAAGAAAUGUCGGGCCGGGUGGAUGUCGCAAAAGAUAUCCACAAUGCUAUCCUUCUCAAUUUACCCAAUCACGUCGAGACAAUUGUAUCCUUGGCAAAUGUGUCACGCCGUCAUGGUGGCUUAGAGGCCGCUAUUGAAGUUUACAAGACCCAGCUCGACUCUCCCCAAUGUGCCCUAGCCACUAAAGCUGCCCUUGUUGCCGAGUGGGCUCGUCUUCUUUGGAAGAUCAAGGGCUCGCCGGAGGAUGCUCGUCAGGUCUUCCAAAAGAACCAGCAAUAUUACCUGGAUAGCACUCCCUUCUGGACCAGUUAUCUCAUGUUCGAAUUAGAGCAGCCCACAAGCGCUGCGACUGAAAACGUCCAAUACGGACGUAUCAAACAGGUGGUCGACGACAUCCGAUCCAAGAGCGCACUUUCAGCGGAUACGGUCAAGGAGCUUGUAAAGGCCUAUAUGGUCUACCUCCUCGAGAGAGGCACCAAGGAUGCCGCCAAGGAAUACAUUACCCUGGAUCGCGAGGUUCACGGUCCUUCAUCCGUUGCAGCACCCAAGAUUGGGGAUGCCGGCAAGGCUGUUCAAAAUGACGGACGGCUCCCAGCUGCCGUAGAACCUACUACUGCUGCCGCUGCCGCUGCCACCGCCGGCGUUGCUACGCAACCAAACCCAUAUGGUUACUAUCAAGAAGCCGCCGCAAAUGGCACUUCAACUGUCUAAACGAUAUUCAAACCCCUAGGUCUCAAAAGCAGCUGGCUUGGACUUUUCCCACUCAUUGAGCGUGUAUGAAAACGAUUUUCCUCUCUUUGACCUCGUAAGAGGUAUGGCUUUUUUUUCUUUUUUUUAGAACAUUUCUCUUUCGGUGGCUUUCGUACUUGUGCUUUGUGGACAGAUUACUCCAUUAGCAAUUUCGGCGUGCUUUCGAAUGGAGAUGAGCAGUCAAGUAAUUAAAUUGGUAGCUCGUUUUAAGAUCUACUGUGGAGAUUAUUUGAUGCAGCUAUAGAGAAUUGGACACGACUUGUAUUCUACUGAG